AGAAAAGUUCGUUGAAUCGCCAUCGCAUAUUCUUUGAAAUGAAUCAAGAAUGAUAGCGCGCCUAUUCUGUGUUGGGGACUGUUAACAGACAAACCAACUAACUCCCGAUCAGCUGUUCGUUCUGUUUGUUUGCGAUCGGAUUUGACAAAGACAUCAAGAAAGAUUCAAAUCGAGUGGUUCAGAAGAUUUAGUAAAGGGGCCACCAAGCCCUGUCCAAGGUUGCCGAUACAUUCUGAUACGGAAGUAUGAAGAGGUCUCUUCCACUGCCACCUUGCGUUCCGAGAACCCGGCUUCGACGAGUUGCUACGAAACAAAUGAUAGCUAUUCUUCUCAUUGUGGUGCACAUACAAUCGGCCCUCGGUAGCAAACGGCAUUCGCGGUUGUUCUCCAACCAUUUUCACCAAGGAACGCACAACGAGGAAUUACUUGAUGGCAUUGGUCACUGUCGGAGAAAUAUCAGCAGCGGGAUCCUCAUCGGGAUCCCUAGAACACUCGACCAAAAAAGCUAUGCGCUGCGGGGUGGUGGGUCAGCCAUCAAGUCUACCAGCCGAGACCCAUACCGUAACGAAUCUCGCCCAAGUAGUGACAGCGACAACAACAGCAGAUAUUUCCCCCAAACUAUCACCGUGAGAGUCACGACGUUACAUGUUCCUUCGAUUCUUUCCGAGUUUGGAUCGGUGUGCAAGAAUACGUUGCUUCCAGUCGCCAAGGAAGUUGCGUUUGUGUGCAGGGAUCGCCUUCUGCCAUUCGCCAUGGAAGCCAGGGACCAAGCCCUGGAUCGCAUCAGGCACUGCAACUACACCACGCAACGAAAAACCGAAGUACAAACUGCGCUGCCACCCGCACCAGAACCUUUGGAACGCAACAAGGAAUGGCGGAAAUCAGCGGAACAAACCAGUGGUACAGAAAAAAGAACGAGAACGAGAACUGCAGGUUGGCGCCGACGGAACGCAGACGAAAAACUCAAGCCCAGGAAAAAUGGCAUACGGGUCAGAAAUCAAUCCUCAUCGAUGGACGACCAACAAUCCUACGCGGCCCGCUCCCAACUGGAAUCCGCAGGGGCCUUUCGCUCGUCGUCCUUUCGCCCCGCGUCGUCAAUUACCACAGCGUUGCUGCCAUCGCGCGUCCUGAAGCUGAGCCUUAUAGCAAUUGCGCUAACGGAGGCCCUGGACCGUAUGGGGAUCCUCUGCGUGUGCCUUGAGCUUCCCUCCGUGAUUGGCGCGGAGAUUCGGGCGGUCUGGCGUCGCAGCAUCCUUCCAUUAGCCGCAUUGAUUCGGAGGAAACUGAGUUCCAUUUCCCUAGACUGGUGGAAGCCCAGGUGGAAAACAAUCUACCACGGAUGGCUCGAGCCAAGCACUCAAUCGCUCUUCGAGGCAGUUCAAACAACCAACGCCAAGCGUUUCGUAGGUUCUCUGGUGGAAACGCUGUCGACCACUAAAGCUGUUUUUGCUUUUGGUACCGCAGCGGGGAUGAUCGCGAUACCUCUGGUGUGGACAAUCACCCUCCGUUUCUGGAAGGCUGUAUUGGUGGUGGUGGUCCUUUCCGAGGCGAAUCGCUCAUUCAAGUACCGCCGAGGUAGGUCCCUGGUCUGGGUACUCGGUGAUACACCUUACACCCUUGGUAUGGCUCUGGAUGGGGCCCUGGAGGAGUGUGCUUGGUUGAUGCGAUUCUGUGCGGCGUAUGCGAGUACUCUGCCGGAGCGGUGGGCGGUCGGAAGAGUGGAGGCUGUAGACACACCCGUUGGCGAUGGGCUGCCUCGUAUGCAAAUAAUACGGCCGCUUCGUCCGCCGUGCGUGGACUAUCGCGAUGACUGCGACCUCGACAGCGACGAUGUACCGUAUUCCCUUGGAAUUGCCUCCUCGUCCGUGGCAAAACAGCAACCGCGAGGGCCACUGAGCUCCAUCCAGAGAUUCCGAGCUCGAAUGGCAUUCCACGUGUGGAAGUUUCGGUGCUGGUUAGCCAAUCGCCUGGAGGACCAUUAUGCCAGCUACUACAGCGAAGAAUACGACUAUUCCUCCAACAGCAGACGGAUUGUUCCAACUGGAAACAAUCAUGACUACUAUUACAAAUAAUGAUGGCAAAUGAACAGCAUUGACAACAAUACCAGCAAAAGCGAAGAGGUUAUCAUGACAAAGAUUUCCUGAAGAAGUGAAUCAUUAAUGGACUGUGAUGAUUAAAUUGAUGCAUGUUCU
Pseudo-nitzschia multistriata is the source of this 2192-nucleotide messenger RNA. Lineage: Eukaryota; Bacillariophyta; Bacillariophyceae; Bacillariales; Bacillariaceae. The record is from the annotation of a GenBank genome assembly.